AAACAAAACACCCAAAAAAAAACACCCGAAAGGAGGAAAAAAAAAAGCGCGUUACACGGGGGCAUAUUGGGGAUCUCAAGACGCCAAUCAAUGAUCCGCGAUCCGGGGCGCAGCCGCGUCGCACCUGUUUCCAUUUCCCGACGCUCUCCGAAACGCAGUGGAAACUGGCAAUGGGCAAUUCGUCGCGCGUCCGCGGUCGCGAUGUGAUCGGUCGCCCGUCUCCGGAUCAACCUGAACACGCUCCACCGUCUCCACUGGCUUGUUUACGUCCCUCUUCGGCCACUACGGCAUGCUCUGACUGGAAAGGUCUAAAUUCGAAUCGGCAUCAGCACCAUGAGUUUCCUGAACACCUUGCAGGAGUACGUGAGCAACAGCGUCGCUGGAUUGACGCUGAAAAGUCCGAAACGGUUCUCGCUGUCGCGCACCGACACGUCGGAGCCGGCGUCGGCGCCGUCGAGCUCGCGCAGCAAUUCGGGCGACAGCAACACGCCCGGCUUCCCGAAGGUGGUGCCGACGCCGGGCGCGGCGGCGGCGGCGCCGCGUCGCCGCAGCACGCUCGAGUGCCCGAUAGCGUCGGCGCCGCGGCGGCCCGGCUCCUUCAGGCAGAAGUCGCCCAGGGCGACGCCCGAGCGACAGGGCACUUUCUGCUACCGGCGGCAGAGCUGGCCCGAAAUCGACCACCAGGUGUGCUCCGGCGUGCAAGAGAUCGACGGCUCCUACUUCGAGAGCUUCACGGCGUUGGCGUGGAAGCAGGAGAACCAGCGCCAAAGCAUCCUCAAGCUCACCGAGACCUCGUCGUCGGAUCCGCCGCCGCCCGAAAGCGAGCUCGGCCUCACGCCCAUCGACUACAACUCGCCGCAGCACGAGAAGGAGAAGCUCUACGUCGAGAUGCUCUACACCAUCGCCAACACGGUCGGAGCCCCCGCUCCCGGAGGUCAAUACGCCCACUACAAAGAGGACCUCUACCUCUACGGCCAGCGCGCCUUCAACAUGCCCCCCGACCGGCACUACCGCAUGCUCCACGUCGCCGGCGAGGAGCAGCCCCCCAUCGUCGUCCUCAGCGUCGUCGUCGUCGAGGCCGAAGGCCUGGAGGCCAAAGACGCCAACGGUUUCAGCGACCCCUACUGCAUGCUGGGCAUCCAGCCGAUGGCGGCGCCGUCGUCGCCGCAGCCGCUCACGCCGAACCGGACGCUGUCGGACGUGUGCGGCGCGAUGGCCGGCGACGGGCCGUUGCACGGCAACCAGGAGAAGCUGCGCAAGCACCACAGCUUCAAGUUGAGCUUCAAGCGGAAGGACGGGCGCGUGAGGGAGCAGCGCGACAGCCUGGGGGGCGCGCUGCCCGCCAAGUUCAUCAGGGCCACCUCCGUCAAACCGCACACGCUCAAUCCGAAGUGGAACGAGAAAUUCAGAUUCGACAUCGACGACAUCAACAGCGACUCGCUGCACCUGGACAUCUGGGACCACGACGACGAGAGCUCCGUGCUGGAGGCCGUUAGCAAGCUGAACGAAGUCCGAGGAGUCAGAGGCCUCGGGCGGUUCUUCAAGCAGGUGUGCCAAUCGGCCAGGCAGAGUUCCCAGGACGAUUUCCUCGGCUGCGUCACCAUACCGCUACAAGACAUCCCGUCGACGGGCCUGGAGGGCUGGUUCAAGCUGGAGGCGCGCUCGCAGCGCAGCUCCGUCCAAGGACGGAUCAAGCUGAAGAUGUGGCUGUCGACGCGCGAGGUGCGCGGCGUCGCCGACGACGACAACUGGACGGAGCUGACGCAGCACGAGAACCUGUUCGCGACGUUCGUCGACUACGAGCUGCGCAAUUGGGCGCGCGAAACGUGGACGUGGAGCGGCGACCUGCCCGGCGUCGCGCUCACCGUUCUGCACCAGCACGCCGUGCAGGGCGACCUGAGCGAGCUGCAGACGGCGAUGGCGCGGUUCGUCGCCGCCGCCCGGGUGUACCUCAAGUACCCGUUGGAUCCGCGAUGGAUCCUGCAGCUGUUGACCGACGUCGAAACGUCGUGGGUGAAUUGCACGUUGACCAGGGAGGAGGAGAUGUGGCUGGCCGAGAAGUUCACCGCCAUGCAAGAAAGGUGGUUGCAGCAGUUGCGCCAUCACCGUCAAUUAUUCCCCGCUUUGCAUCCGCCGUCUUUGGCGCGACUGGAAUUCAUUUUGAGGUGCUUGGCUUAUCUGUCGAAUAUGAAAGCUUUCUGGAAAUGCUGCCCGUUCAACAAGGAGAUCCGCGGCGAGAUCGUGGCGACUUUGAGAAAGGGCACGCCCGAGUGGUUCAGAUCCCUGAAGGUCGCCAUUAUGACCUCGGACGAGUACGAUCCCUCUUUCGUCGAUUUCUGCUCGGAAUUGUACGUGCAAUUGAAGCAGGCCUUGUCGCAUUAUCACCCGCUUUUCGAAGGGACCAACGGCAUCCCGUACUUCAGCGUCGUCUUCAAGCAACUGGACCAUCUCAUCUCCGACGAGGUGGUGGCCUUCCUCAACCAGAACGAGCACCCGGACGCCGCCUACAACCGGCUCAUCUUCUCCGUCUACCUGGAGGUGAAGGACCUGGCGACGUUCCAGCAGAACCUGCCGAUGGGCGGCGAUCACAAGCUCCUGCUGCCCCGCUGCCACGAGUGGUUCCAGCCGUCGGUCAGCUGCUGGCUCAACGUCUGCAAGGGCAAGGCUCUGCAACGGGUUCGAACGUGCGUGGACAUCCAAAAACCCUGCGACGGGGACAAGUUCGUGCGGCACAGCUCGUCGGCGGUGGACGUCGUCACCAUGUUCUGCCAAUUGCGCGACUUCUGGCGGCUGCUCCAGUGGCCCAAGGCCCACUCGAUCCUGCUCCUCUCGCAGCUGCUCGACUGCAUCUGCUCGGCGGCGCUGCUCUACGCCGACAUCACCUACCAGAGCCUCAUGGAGACCGGCUACUUCGACCGCCUGGGGCCCUUCAGGAUCUGCGACGAGAUGUGCGUCGCCGCCAACAAUCUCGAAUACGUUUAUAAAUUCGUAUCGUUGUUAGAGAAUUACUUCGAUUUCGUGACGCUCGAGACCAUAGCUAGUGAGAUGCAAUUCGCCGUACUGACCAAUCAAUUGGACAGCACGCUCAGCCAGUUCCAGGUGCGCAUCAGGGACAUCGUCAAGCGGGUGGGGCCCCAGAUGCAGGAGGCCCUGCGCAAGGCGAUGUUCCACGUCGCCUGGUCGCCGGACACGCUGCCCACCAACGAGGCCGUCGAGCCGCUCUUCGACUAUCUCCAAGGACACCUGCAGGCCCUCAACAUCGCCCUGCUGCCGCAGAACUUCCAAAAAGUCCUGCAAGAGGUGUGGGAGUACACAUUGUCGGAGCUGAACUACCAGAUGGACAGCGGCUCGAACAGCGACGAGACGCCGUACAUGUUCCACGAGCGGCUGCACGCCGCGCUGCAGCUGAUCGUCGAGUUCUUCCACGGCGACGGGCAGGGCCUGGCGAUGCCGGGCCUGCAUUCGCCGGCGUACCAGCAGAUCGAGCAGCGGCUGCAGUACCACCGCACCGACACCGAAUCGCUGAUGGAGAUGUUCUACGCGCAGCGGCUGCAGGACCAAUUGAACGCGACGGCCUGUCCGUACGGCGUGCUGGCCGUCCGGGCGUAUUUCAAUCACGAUUCGCUGUGCGUUGAGGUCCUGCACGCCAGGGACAUCAUCCCGCUGGAUCCGAACGGUUUCAGCGAUCCCUUCGUCAUCAUCGAGCUGUUGCCGCAUCGCAUUUUCCCGCAUUGCAACGAACAACAGACGAACGUGCACAAGAAAACGUUGCAUCCGAUUUUCGACGAGUGCUUCGAAUUCAGCGUUUCGUUGGAGCAAUGCAGACAUCCCGGCACGAUGAUCGCCUUCACCGUCAUGGACCACGACGUGUUGACGGCCAACGACUUCGCCGGCGAGGCCUUCCUGGCGUUGGGCAGCAUACCGGGCGUCGCCGAUACCGGCGCCGGCGUCGAUAAUUUCCACGGGCUGAAACCCGUCGAGCUCGUACUGAUGCAACAGCACCAAAGAAAUCAUCCGAUUUUGCAGAUUUUGGAAUGCCGUUCGGGCGACAGGCUGGCGUUGGAGUUCGUGAAAAGGCAGAAACAAAGAUUCGCGGUGAAAUAAACGCAAACGAUUGGAGUAUAUGGAGGGAGAGGAGUUUGUUUGUUGUAUGUGAAUGUAUGAGUGUAAAUUGGAUUAUUCCGCCAAAAUGGAAUCUAUCGCUCUGUAACUUCUGUAAAUAUUAUACGUAGAUGUACGAGUAUAAAAUGCGUAUCCAAUGAACUAGCAGAUGUGGCAUAUAUUUUUACUGUAAUUGUAUAAUUGAAUGCUCGAAUAAUUGCGUGGAGUAAAUUAUCCGUAAAUUUCUCCUGUAUCCAAAUUAUUUUGUUACUCGUUCAUUUUCUAUCUAAUUAAGCAAAUGAAGCCUUCUAGUUUAUUGGAGUUAAUGUAUAUAAAUGUAUUUUUCCGCACCUUUAUAAAUGUUCAGUUAGGAUUAGAUCUGCUAAAUGCGAAGGAACGCGCAAUUGUUGUGCAUUUCUUAAAGCUGCUUGUUCGCACCGAUAAUACAUUAAAUUGCACACAGAAAUGUUUCUGAAGAAAAUACCGCAUCGGCGGUUACUUAAACGAAUAAAAUUUUAUCAAAGAUAUGUUUCUCCAUAGAAUGCGAUCGAAGUCGCUCGAUGUAUAACAGAAAAAAAAGCUUAAGAUUCAUGCAUCUGUAGAUAAAGGGCGUAUAAAGAUAAGCUAUCUUUAGAAUUCCUACUUUUCUAAUGCCAUAAAAUAAUUUGUAAAAAAUAUUCGAAAAAUUUUAGAUUCGAACGUAGAAAUUAUCUGGAAUAUAUGCAUUGGUUGGAAUUUAUAUUUGUUUCAAAACAGCGGAUAAAUAUCAAAAAUACCCUCUUAUGAAUAACGGACUCAACUAAAGUUAAAUGAAUUAUCAAUUUUGUACAAUUUUAAUUGAAACCUUUGAUAAUCUACAUAUAUCAAUAUUCAACUGUACUGAUUACAUUUCGAUAUUUUCAAGCAUGCCAUUAUAAUCGUGAUAGAACAGGCAAAAAUCAAAACUAGUUUAUUUUUACAAUAAAAAAACAUUUUUUUUAGCAAAAAAAUGGGACAAUCAGUACAUUGAUCAAUUACACCUACCCAUAUCACUGUAACGCAUAAUCUGACAGAUACUUCAAACAAUACCCACGAAUUUAACUUGUAAUAUUUUAUAUUUAUAUUUUUCAAAAAAAAAUGUAACUGAUUAUUAGGGAUUAAUAAAAUAUAUAUUUAGAGUUAUACAGGGUGUCCUCAGACUCGAAAUAUUUGUACUUGUUAAGAGACACACCCUGUAUUAUAAUAAUUGAAAAUUGGCAAUUUUCUCACUGUCGAAAAACAUUUCAUUCCGUCCACUAUACUAAACAGAAAGUUGAAAAUAAAUUCUCGAUAUAUUUUAAAGGAAAUUCCAACAAUAUUCGCACGAGUUAACUUAACAGUACGUAUUUAUGGGUCAUAAAAAUUAUACAGACCGUGAGAAAAUGUCAUAUUUAUUAUAUAUUAUACAAAAAAAGGCAAAUUAUAGUGCUGCUUAUAUAUCAAAUAUAUUCGAAGCUAAAAUGUUAUAGCAUCCAUCUGAUCUAAAAUGUAAGAAUGAUUUGUCAAAUAAUAUUUUUGAUACAACUAUUUUACGAAAUUCGGCGAAUUAUAUUUACUUUGCAAUAAUCGGACGUUAAAAUAACGAAAUACUUUGGCAAAUCAUUUUACGAAAAAUGUCCCUUCACGAACCAAAAAUGGCAAUCAACCUACCAAUUAUACGUAUAAUGUAACCCUAGAUUAUAUUUCUGUUACCACACAA
Molecule: messenger RNA, 5818 nt
Organism: Phyllotreta striolata
Lineage: Eukaryota; Metazoa; Arthropoda; Insecta; Coleoptera; Chrysomelidae
Source: the annotation of a GenBank genome assembly